This is a messenger RNA of Microthlaspi erraticum, 1134 nucleotides long. Lineage: Eukaryota; Viridiplantae; Streptophyta; Magnoliopsida; Brassicales; Brassicaceae. The record is from the annotation of a GenBank genome assembly.
AUGGCCAUUGCUUCUCCGUUUAAGGCUUUGUGUCUGUCUCUCUUGUUCAUCGCCGUUGCAAGUCGUCCAACUGUCAGGCAAAAGGUUUUCAACGUCGACGCUAUGGUGCUAAAUCUGACGGAAAAACUGAUAACGCCAAUGUAUGUGUUCACAAAUGUAUGGAAAAGCGCAUGCGCAAGAAGUGGAAGUAGUAAAAUCUACGUACCAAAAGGAACAUUCUAUCUCGGUGGUGUAGAGUUUGUGGGCCAUGCAAAAAUCAGAUUGAAUUCGUCAUUGAUGGAACUUUAUUGGCUCCUUCAAACCCUAGAGAUAUUAAGCAGGACACUUGGAUCAACUUCAGAACAUGGGAUUUGCAUUCGUGAACAAUUCAAGAAUCGAUGGGAUAACAUCACUCAACAGCAAAAUGGGACACUUAACUUCUUCUCCGUCCAUCACUUCAACAUUACUGGCGUCACCGUAACAGCUCCCGGCGAUAGCCCAAACACCGACGGUAUCAAGUUCGGUUUCUGUAGCAACAUUCGCAUCUCUAACACAAACAUUGUCUUUAACGGCACAAGUGAUGGUAUUCGGAUCAAGACUUGGGAAUCUUCUGCUGCAAAGAUCGUCGCUUCUAACUUUGUGUUCGAGAAUAUUCAGAUGAUUAAUGUUGGAAAACCAAUCAACAUCGAUCAGAAGUAUUGUCCUUACCCACCUUGUGAAAAGACGGGAGCGUCUCACGUUCAGAUAAAGGACAUUAAGUAUAAAAACAUAUAUGGGACGUCGAAGAACAAAGUGGCAGUGAAUCUACAAUGUAGCAAGAGCUUUCGUUGCAAGAAUGUUGAGCUAAUUGACAUUAACCUUGAGCAUAACGGAGUUGAGGGUGGUCCUUCCACUUGUCCUUACCCACCUUGUGAAAAGACGGGAGCGUCUCACGUUCAGAUAAAGGACAUUAAGUAUAAAAACAUAUAUGGGACGUCGAAGAACAAAGUGGCAGUGAAUCUACAAUGUAGCAAGAGCUUUCGUUGCAAGAAUGUUGAGCUAAUUGACAUUAACCUAGAGCAUAACGGAGUUGAGGGUGGUCCUUCCACUGCCGUGUGCGAGAAUGUUGAUGGUUCUGCUCGUGGUAAGAUGGUUCCUCAGCAUUGUCUGGCUUGA